GCCAGGAUGCAAAGAGUUAAAUAAACCUCAUAUCGCAAUGCAUUCUGGGAUCGUGGAUGAUCUGCAAUGGCGGCUAAAUGGGGACAGUUUAAACUUUGCGUUUUAAUCUCGUUAUGUACAGUAGUCUUUCCACAUAUUUGGACGGAUGCCACAGCAAUAAAGUGGGAUGAAAAUGGAUACAUUCUGUAUUGUCCAUGCAUGGGCCGAUUCGGCAAUCAGGCGGACCACUUUCUAGGGUCGUUGGCCUUUGCUAAACUGCUGAAUCGAACGCUUGCGGUCCCCCCCUGGAUUGUUUACCGACAUCACGCGCCACCACACACUAACGUCCAUGUCCCAUACAGGGAGUUCUUCCAGCUGGAGCCUCUGAGUCAAUACCACAGAGUGGUGAGCCUGGAGGACUUCAUGGAGAAGCUGGCACCCAAACACUGGCCUCCGGGCCAAAGGAUGGCAUACUGCUUUGAAUCGGCCGCUCAAAGGAGCCCCGACCAGAAGACUUGCCCCAUGAAGGAUGGGAAUCCUUUCGGCCCAUUUUGGGAUCACAUUGGUGUAGAGUUUGACAAGUCUGUGCUAUUUGGUGGCCUGUCCUUCAGUGCUUAUUUUCAGCCUCAUUGGAUAAAAAGGUUCCCUCCUUCGGAGCACCCAGUGCUGGCCUUGCCUGGAGCUCCCGCCCAGUUCCCUGUCCUGGAGGAGCAUGUAGGCCUUCAGAAAUAUGUGGUGUGGUCAGACCGCCUGGUGCAGGAAGGAGAGGGGCUCAUGUCUGCUCACCUAACCAGACCCUAUGUGGGCGUUCACCUCAGGAUUGGCUCUGACUGGCAAAAUGCCUGCAAGCUGCUGCAGAACGGAGAAGCUGGACCACACUUCAUGGCUUCUCCACAGUGUGUGGGUUACGACCGGCAGACCGCUCUGCCCCUCACUAUGCCCAUGUGUCUGCCGGACCUGGCAGAGAUCCGACGAGCUCUCAAACUCUGGGUCAAGAAGACCUCUGCUCGGUCCAUCUACAUAGCAACCGACAGCGAGUCCUACAGUUCAGAGAUCCAGAAAACCUUCAAGGCCAAUGUAAAGGUAGUCAGUCUGCGUCCAGACACAGCACAAGUAGACCUCUACAUCCUGAGUCAAGCAGACCACUUCAUUGGAAACUGUGUGUCCUCGUUCUCUGCCUUUGUGAAACGAGACAGGGAUAUCCAUGGUCGCCCUUCCUCAUUUUUUGGCAUGGACUACCCAGAGAGAAGAAGAAAGAAUGAUGAAUUGUGAAUAUUUCCAAAAGCAAUAAAGAUAGGCCUGCAUCCCAUAUGAA
Molecule: messenger RNA, 1294 nt
Organism: Alosa sapidissima (American shad)
Lineage: Eukaryota; Metazoa; Chordata; Actinopteri; Clupeiformes; Clupeidae
Gene: pofut1
Product: protein O-fucosyltransferase 1
Exons: 7
Coding region: 67-1251 (394 amino acids)
Biological process (GO): protein O-linked glycosylation via fucose; regulation of Notch signaling pathway; Notch signaling pathway
Cellular component (GO): endoplasmic reticulum
Molecular function (GO): peptide-O-fucosyltransferase activity
Source: RefSeq, a predicted model, not a curated record